Messenger RNA from Malassezia sympodialis ATCC 42132, 471 nucleotides. RefSeq lists its product as uncharacterized. The coding region runs from base 1 to 471 and encodes 156 amino acids. The transcript is spliced from 5 exons. The record is from RefSeq and is a predicted model, not a curated record. NCBI's taxonomy places the organism in Eukaryota, Fungi, Basidiomycota, Malasseziomycetes, Malasseziales, Malasseziaceae.
AUGGCUCUGCCGAAGCGCAUUGUCAAGGAGACGGAGCGUCUCAUGGCCGAUCCCGCUCCGGGCAUCAUGGCGUAUCCUCAUGAGGACAAUCUGCGGUAUUUUGAUGUUGUCAUGUCGGGUCCCGCACAGAGCCCGUUUGAAGGCGGCUCCUUCAAACUGGAGCUGUUCCUUCCGGAGGAUUACCCGAUGGCGCCACCCCGUGUGCGUUUCUUGACUCGCAUCUAUCAUCCCAACAUUGACAAGCUAGGCCGCAUUUGCCUGGAUAUCUUAAAGGAUAAAUGGUCGCCUGCGCUUCAGGUGCGCACUGUGUUGCUAUCGAUCCAGGCCCUUCUCUCGGCCCCGAACCCUGACGAUCCGCUUGCCAACGACGUAGCGGAACAUUAUAAGACCAACGAAAAGGCGUAUGUACAUGCGUCUCACACCAGUGCUAUCGAGACCAGUCGUGAAUGGACGAAGAAGUAUGCCAUGUAG